AAUGUGGAAAGUAAACACAGGAAAAGUUUUUUCAAAAUCGUUGGUUUGGAUUAACAAUUUGUAUUCGCGAUGGAAGUCAUGUGUGAUAGCAACAUUGGUAUAGAUUAUGAAGCCACUGGUAAAUCAAAUGAUUUGGCGGUAAAAAUAAUUCUUCUUGGAGAUAGCGCCGUAGGAAAAUCAAAAUUGAUUGAGCGGUUUUUAUUAGAUGAUUAUAAACCGCAUCAGUUGUCAACGUAUGCUUUAACCCUGUUCCGGUAUAAAACUCAAAUUCAGGAAAAAUCUGUAUCAGUCGAUUUUUGGGACACUGCUGGCCAAGAACGUUUCGAAUCUUUGCAUCCUUCCUACUAUCACCAAGCUAAUUGUGCAAUUCUAAUUUUUGAUACGGUUAGGAAGAUCACAUAUAAAAAUUUAAAGAAGUGGUACGAUGAACUGCGUCAAUAUAGACCUGAAAUUCCCUGUUUCUGUGCGGCCAACAAGAUUGAUGAAAAUUUUGAAGCCACACACAAGAGUUUCGCAUUCCCGACAAAACACCGAUUGCCAUUCUAUUACGUUUCUGCGUCUGAUGGCACAAAUGUUGUAAAGCUUUUCAAUGAUGCAAUUAAUGCAGCAGUCACAUAUCGUAUCAAUCCAACGGACUUAAGUGAUCAAAUUAUGGACGAGCUUGAAGCGUUAAAGUAAAGGUGAAAUCAGUUGAUAUGCCCAGUACGGUUUGCCAUAGUUAAUAGGAAACAAUUUUUUUCUAUUAAUAUUUUCUUGAUUUUUCAAGUGAGAAACAACCUUUGCUUUACUUGUGAAAUAUUCAACCAGUUGUUAGUCGACUCAAUUGAAUUCGUAUAUUUUGUCAGCCAAUAAACUUCUGUUCCACUAUCAAGCUCCAUGUUGUGUAGUGUAUAUAUUCAUAUAGCGAACUUAAAACCUAUUUUCCACUUAUCAAAACAUUAAAAAAAAACGUGUUUUUCCAACAUUCAGCACGUUAUUUCCAGGGUGAAGAAUAUUAAUACAAGAUCUUAAAUGUGCUAAUGAGUGAUAAGCGAAGAAAAUCCAAUGCAAUCCAUAAGAGUGGGAGUUAAACUAAACAGUACUGGCUACUAAUGCAGCUCAAGCACUAUUGUUUCUUAAAUACAAUUUUAAGAAAGUAUUGAAGUUUAACAACCAACGGCGUGCAAAUCAGGUGAUGAAAGCAAUGACAACCACACAUUCGCAAAUUUUGUUCCGAAUUUUAUCCACAACAAUAUAUUGUUACGACACCAAAAAACAAAACGGCCCAGUCUUAGUUGACUGGCCCAUAGUCGAACUACAAAUUGAAUGAUAAGGUAAAAUCACAAAUAAAACGCUGUUGGCUUCAAUUACGUCAGUCACGAUUGUGAAAAUUCUGCGAUGUUUGAAGAUUGAACAGAAGCCACACAGCGGUGGACAUUAUCGACAAAUUUGAACAUGAAGGAUUCAAUACGAUCGCCUGUUGAAUGAAACUCUUUUUUAAACAAGAUUUAAAAAAUUCAUGACCCGCCUAACUAAUACUGGCUAACUAUAUGUAUAUAUAUACGAGUCGG
Molecule: messenger RNA, 1550 nt
Organism: Daphnia pulex (common water flea)
Lineage: Eukaryota; Metazoa; Arthropoda; Branchiopoda; Diplostraca; Daphniidae
Product: rab-like protein 2A
Exons: 6
Coding region: 70-678 (202 amino acids)
Cellular component (GO): endosome; Golgi apparatus
Molecular function (GO): GTP binding; GTPase activity
Source: RefSeq, a predicted model, not a curated record